This is a messenger RNA of Chaetura pelagica (chimney swift), 899 nucleotides long. It is a transcript of the gene OTX2, whose product is annotated as orthodenticle homeobox 2. Gene Ontology annotation, molecular function: DNA-binding transcription factor activity, RNA polymerase II-specific; RNA polymerase II cis-regulatory region sequence-specific DNA binding. Gene Ontology annotation, cellular component: nucleus. Gene Ontology annotation, biological process: multicellular organism development; regulation of transcription by RNA polymerase II. NCBI's taxonomy places the organism in Eukaryota, Metazoa, Chordata, Aves, Apodiformes, Apodidae. The transcript is spliced from 2 exons. The record is from RefSeq and is a predicted model, not a curated record. The coding region runs from base 1 to 813 and encodes 270 amino acids.
AUGUCCUCAGGUGUCUCAGCUGGCUUCCAGCUGCUGAGCCAAGGUGACCAGAUGACCAGAUCUCCUGCAAGUCCUCAGCCAAACCCACCCACACUGGAUGUGUGUCUCGAGAGCAUCCUGGAUGCCCCUGAUGACCACAUGCAGACAACUGAGUUGAACCCCUGUGCCACAGCAUCGCGUGGGCAGGCACAGGUGUGGUUUAAAAACCGCCGGGCCAAGUGCCGGCAGCAGCAGCAGCAGCAGCAGAACGGGGGCCAGAACAAGGUACGACCAGCUAAAAAGAAGAAUUCACCAGCCCGGGAAGUGAGCUCAGAGAGCGGGACCAGCGGGCAGUUCACUCCCCCCUCCAGCACCUCAGUCCCCACCAUUUCCAGCAGCAGUGCCCCCGUGUCCAUCUGGAGCCCAGCGUCCAUCUCCCCUCUCUCAGACCCCCUGUCCACCUCUUCCUCCUGCAUGCAGAGAUCCUACCCCAUGACCUACACCCAGGCAUCAGGCUACAGCCAAGGAUACGCUGGCUCGACCUCCUAUUUUGGAGGGAUGGACUGUGGAUCUUACUUGACCCCUAUGCACCACCAGCUUCCUGGACCAGGGGCCACCCUGAGUCCCAUGGGUGCCAACGCAGUCACCAGCCACCUCAACCAAUCUCCAGCCUCCCUUUCCACCCAGGGCUAUGGAGCCUCCAGUUUGGGCUUUAACUCCACCACCGAUUGCUUGGAUUAUAAAGACCAAACCGCCUCCUGGAAGUUAAACUUCAAUGCUGACUGCUUGGAUUAUAAGGACCAGACAUCGUCAUGGAAGUUCCAGGUUUUGUGAAGAACCUUGGUGGUAAAAAACGAGAACAAAUCGCGACGAGAACGAACAGGCUGGGCUGGACGUUCCAGUUUUAGUCAGGUCUUGGU